AUGGAGGCUGAGGCCAGAGAGCGGGAGUUUGAGCGCGCGCUUGAGGCGCGCGCUUUUCGGAAGAAGCCUGAAAAGGCGGAUAAGGCGGGGAAGGCCGUUUUCGAGUUCGGCUCGGAUUUGUCGGCCUCUGAGAGCCGGGAGGAAGGCAUCUCUGCUAGAGAUGUGCAGGGUCUGAGAUGUGCAGGGUCUGAGAGCGGAAGCAGGACGCAGCGUGACGGAGAUUCUCCAUGUUGCCAGGACCUCUGGCAACCUGAAGGGGGAAUAUGUCCGCCGUCUGAAGCUGGCUGC
Brenthis ino (lesser marbled fritillary) is the source of this 288-nucleotide messenger RNA. NCBI's taxonomy places the organism in Eukaryota, Metazoa, Arthropoda, Insecta, Lepidoptera, Nymphalidae. The record is from the annotation of a GenBank genome assembly.